CUUCCUUUUUCUCAAUUGCUAUAAUCUACUUUUAUUAUAUAUAAAGAAAGGGAUUGCUAAAUUUCAUUCCAGUGGUGGCAAUUGAGCAAAAGUCAAAGGUUUUAGACUAAGAGCUGUAUCUAUCAACAGAACGGACAAAGUCCAAGGCAAAUCGACAAUGGAGCCCGCAGCACAAAAGACGAACUACUCCAACCUCGACCUGGUGGACGAGUGCGAUUCCUUCCCUUACUACCAAGUCGAUCCGGACCUCUACGCCGCGAGCAUAUCAACCUACUACGAGCUCCGCGUGCGCAACCACGCCUACGGCAUCGGAUACCUGCUCCCCUCCGUCGCCGAGGUGUUCCGCGGGGUCCCCAACUGGGACCUCAACGACGCGGACCGCAUACUCACGCUAGAAGCCGGCGACACGGCGGCGGAGCGGUCGGCGGCCGUCGAGCAGACGCUGCUGGCGCUACGUGCGACAGGGCACUUCAAGGUGCUGGAUAAGUGGCGGGACGAGUUGUAUGCGGUGUAUGGGCGCAACAAGGAAUUGUUGUUCAAUGUGGAGAGGAGCGCGGGGCCGCUGUUCGGGGUGGUGAUGUAUGGGGUUCAUUUGACGGCGUAUGUGCGGACGAAGGAGGGGGAGAUCAAGAUUUGGACGCCGAGGAGGGCGAGGACGAAGCAGACGUAUGGGGGCAUGCUGGAUAAUGCUGUCGCGGGGGGGAUUGCGUCCGGGGAGGAUCCGUUCGAGAGUAUGGUUAGGGAGUGUGCGGAGGAGGCGUCGCUGGGAGAGGAGCUGGUGAGGAAGGGUGCGAAGGCUUGCGGGACGGUCACGUAUCAUCACAUUCGGACGGAGAAGGCGGGCGGCGAGACGAAGUUGUUGCAGCCGGAGUGUCAGUACAUUUGGGAUCUGGAGCUUCCGAAGGAUGUGAUACCCAAACCGGGCGACGACGAGGUGGAGGAGUUCUAUCUGUGGUCGGUGGAGGAGGUGCAGGAGGCGAUGAGGAAGGGGGAGUUCAAGCCCAAUUGCGCGCUCGUGGUCCUGGACUUCUUCGUCAGGCACGGCAUCCUGACGUGUGAGAAUGAGAAGGACUACAUUGAAAUUGUGUCGAGGUUGCAUCGGAAAUUGGAGUUUCCUACUCUAUAGAGGGCUGGGCUAUCUUUGGACGCCAGUCUGGGGUUGGGUAUCCGGGCGCGCCAUGUUUGCCGAUUGAAACAAAAGGUUCUUUUCCAGAGAUAUACCAAACAAACAAAAA
Aaosphaeria arxii CBS 175.79 is the source of this 1235-nucleotide messenger RNA. RefSeq names its product thiamine pyrophosphokinase. The transcript has 2 exons. Gene Ontology annotation, molecular function: 8-oxo-dGDP phosphatase activity. The coding region runs from base 158 to 1126 and encodes 322 amino acids. The record is from RefSeq and is a predicted model, not a curated record. NCBI's taxonomy places the organism in Eukaryota, Fungi, Ascomycota, Dothideomycetes, Pleosporales.